Molecule: messenger RNA, 2006 nt
Organism: Sarcophilus harrisii (Tasmanian devil)
Lineage: Eukaryota; Metazoa; Chordata; Mammalia; Dasyuromorphia; Dasyuridae
Product: E3 ubiquitin-protein ligase TRIM11-like
Molecular function (GO): protein binding; zinc ion binding
Source: RefSeq, a predicted model, not a curated record
GCAGAGCAAGGGAGGGCUGGGGCCCUAGGUGGGGGGUGGAGGGGGCAGGAGCCCCGAGUGCCGCCCCAGCGAUGGCCGCCUCGGACCCCGUGCGCCUGCUGCAGGAGGAGGUGACGUGCGCCGUGUGCCUGGACUACCUGCACGAGCCGGUCACCAUCGACUGCGGCCACAACUUCUGCCGCGCCUGCAUCACCCGCUGCUGGGAUGAGAUGGGCCGGCGCUUCCCCUGCCCCCAGUGCCGCGCCCGCUCCCCCAAGCGCAAGCUGCGGCCCAACUGCCAGCUGGGCCCGUGGCCCGGCGCCCGCCCCGCCCCGGGGCGGGGGGCCCAGGCGGGGCGGAGGGGCCCCGGGGGAAGGCCCGGGGGCCGGCGGCGGGGGCCCGAGGAGGAGGAGGCCAAGGGCGCCCCCCAGGCCGGGAGGGGCCCCCGACGAGAGGACGAGGCGGGCCGGGGCCCGGGGAGCCCCCCGGCAGCGAGCCCAGGGGACAGCGCGCAGUGGGCCGAGCCGAGGCCAGGGGUGAGCCUGCCCCAGAGCCCCUGCCCCCAGCACCCGGGAGAGGAGCUCUGGCUCUUCUGUCGCCGCGACGGCGCCACCCUGUGCCCUGCCUGCCACCCCGAGAGAGCGCACCAGGGCCACGACCUGGUGGUGCUGGCGGAGGAGGGCCGAGCCACCCGCGCCCGCCUGCGGGGGGCUCUGGGCAGGCUGCGCGCCCAGAGGGAGGCGCUGGAGGAUGCGGGGCUGCGGCAGGAGCGCCAGGUGGCCCACCUGGGCCAGGAGGCCGCCAUCCGGCGCCAGCGCCUCGGGGACGAGUUCGAGGGUCUGCGCCACUUCCUGAGCCAGGCCGAGCAGGACCUGCUGGGCUCCCUGGCGGCCGCCAGCACCAGGCCCAGGCCGCCCGCCGCGCCCGCGGGGCGCGCCUCUCGGCCAACGCCCGGCGCCUGGACCCUGCUGCUGGAGGCCUCGGCCUGGCUCCACCUGCCCAGCGCCCGCCUGCUGGGUGACAGCAGCGUCCAGGAGGGACUUCGCAAGCUGGAGGCCGAGGCCGGCAAGACUCUGGGGGCCCGCGUGCUGCCCGGGGAGGGCCUGGGGGGUGCCGGCCGGGCCCAGGCCGUGCUGAAGGAGGCCGCCCGGGCCUUCCGCGAGCGGCUCUCCGGGGAACUGGAGCGCGACGACCCCCCGGUGCGCUUCGACAUCAACUCCGCCGCCCCGGGCCUGGAAGUAUCGGAAGGCGGGCGCACCGUGCGGCUGGGGCCCCGCGCCAGCGCCCAGCAGGCCGACCUCUGCCCCUGCGUCCUGGGCGACAAGGCCUGGGGCCACGGCUCUCACUACUGGGAGGUGGAUGUCAGCCAGUCGGGGGGCUGGGCCGUGGGCGUGGCCUGCGAGGGCAACCCCCGGCCCCAGCCCAACAAGGGGCUCUGGGCUCUGCAGCUGAGCCGGGGCCAGCUGUGGACCCCCGAAGUCACCCUGGCCAUCCGGCACCAGCCCCAGCGGCUGGCUGUCUACCUGGAGGUGGAGGCCGGCCUCCUGGCCUUCUCCGAGAAAGCGGGCCCUACCUCCGGGGGGGGGCCACCCUACCCUGGGCUUGGGUUUGGAGGGACGCCAAACCCCCAGUCCCAGAUAAAGAGUGCAGACUGCCAUCGGCCCCUUUUUGGACCGGGGACCCAGGCGAAGCCGCCCUUCCCGCUCAUCGGGCACGUGGGGCGGCCCCCCGUCGCGGGCUCUGGGCCCCCGGCUUUCCCCGAGAGGAGGAGAUCAGCCCGGAAGGGCUCGGGGUCCCUCCCGGGCCCAAACCCUGUCCGAGGCAGAGAGGGGGGUUCAACAGAAGGAUGUGGGGAGGAAGAAGUCGGGGGCCAGGAACAAACGCCCCCAGAACCUCCACGUCUGGAAGGGAAGCCUGGCAGGCGGCCGGGAAACAAAGAGGAACGGGGGGGGUGGGCCCAAGGGCGGCGAGCCCUGGCAGGCACAGAGGCAGGACAAGUGCCAGCACGGCCAGCGAAGCAGAGAUAA